AUGGAAAUAGAAACCACAUUAAAUAUCUGUAAUUUUUUUUCUACUGAUUGCAAGGGAAUAAUUAGAACAAUUACCAAGAAUACAAAUGUUCCAGUAACAAAAAAAGAAAUUAUUUUAGUUGGCAUGAAGCUAUGCCAAACUCAUUCUAACAAAUUUAUUGUGAAUAAAACUCGUAAUCUUGAAUAUAAUAAAUCUUGUUCUCAUUUAAAACAUGAUAUUUACAAAACACAAUCAAAAAAUGCAAAUAUAAAGUCAAAAAAACUUAAUCUUAAAAAAGUUCUAAAGAGAUUAAUUGAAGUAUUAGAAUUAGAUGAAUUUGCAGAAAUUUGUAGUAUAUGUAAAAAAAAAACUAAUAAAAAUCCCGAGUAUUUACAAACUGAAGAAUAUAAAGCACCAAUUCCAAAGAAAAAAGCAAAUUGA
Molecule: messenger RNA, 420 nt
Organism: Rhizophagus irregularis DAOM 181602=DAOM 197198
Lineage: Eukaryota; Fungi; Glomeromycota; Glomeromycetes; Glomerales; Glomeraceae
Source: RefSeq, a predicted model, not a curated record